Messenger RNA from Oldenlandia corymbosa var. corymbosa, 3627 nucleotides. The record is from the annotation of a GenBank genome assembly. NCBI's taxonomy places the organism in Eukaryota, Viridiplantae, Streptophyta, Magnoliopsida, Gentianales, Rubiaceae.
AUGGAUUUGUUACCGGCUGAGGCUUCGGAGACGGUGAAGAAACGGAAGAGUGGGUUUCGGUCGUUGAAGCUAGUCAACGUGAAUAUGGACGACCCUUUACCGGAAGAGCCUUUUGGAGUGGACUAUGGCAGACUUGAGAAUGGCCUCACCUACUAUGUCCGAUCCAAUUCCAAGCCCAGGAUGAGGGCUGCUCUUUCUCUUGCUGUCAAGGCCGGUUCAGUUUUGGAAGAAAACGAGGAGCGUGGAGUUGCUCAUAUCGUUGAGCAUCUUGCUUUCAGCGCCACCACGAAUUACACUAAUCAUGACAUUGUCAGAUUUCUGGAGAGCAUUGGAGCCGAGUUUGGGGCAUGUCAAAAUGCUGUUACUUCCGCGGAUGAAACUGUCUAUGAGUUGUUCGUUCCCAUUGACAAGCCUGAACUGUUGUCCCAGGCUAUUUCUGUUUUGGCAGAAUUUAGUACCGAGGUUCGUGUAUCAACGGAUGACCUUGAAAAAGAAAGAGGUGCUGUCUUGGAAGAGUACAGAGUAAAUAGAAAUGCAAACGGUAGGAUGCAGGAUGCCCAUUGGAUUCUUAUGAUGGAAGGUUCCAAGUAUGCUGAGCGACUACCUAUUGGAUUGGAAAAGGUAAUCCGAACAGUUUCGCCUGAGGUAGUGAAGGGAUUUUACAAGAAGUGGUAUAAUUUGCAAAAUAUGGCCGUUAUUGCCGUCGGAGAUUUUCCUGAUACACAGAGUGUUGUUGAGUUGAUAAAGCUUCAUUUCGGACCUAAAUUUUCAGCUCCAGACCCUCCAGUUAUACCGUAUUUUCCUGUUCCGUCACAUAAAGAGCCAAGAUUUUCAUGUUUUGUGGAUUCUGAAGCUGCCGGGUCAGCAGUGAUGAUUAGUUGCAAGAUGCCUGUUGAAGAGCUGAAGACGGUGAAGGAUUACAGGGAUUUGCUUGCUGAGUCUAUGUUUUUUCAUGCUUUGAAUCAGAGAUUCUUUAAAAUAUCCCGUAAGAAAGAUCCUCCAUAUUUCUCAUGCUCUGCUGCUGCGGAUGUCCUUGUUCAUCCAAGUAAAGCCUAUAUAAUGACAUCAUCCUGUAAAGAGAAGGGAACUAUAGCUGCUCUCGAAUCAAUGCUCACCGAGGUUGCUAGGGUUCGUUUGCAUGGGUUUUCUGAUCGUGAAAUAGCCGUUGUGCGUGCGCUGCUAAUGUCAGAGAUUGAAUCUGCGUAUUUAGAACGGGAUCAAAUGCAGUCAACAGGUUUACGAGAUGAAUACUUGCAGCAUUUUCUGCGAGAUGAACCUGUAGUUGGGAUUGAGCAUGAAGCACAACUCCAUAAAACCCUUCUACCCUAUAUCACAACAUCUGAGGUAUCAAGAUAUUCGGAAAAUUUCCAGACUUCAUCCAGCUGUGUCAUAAAGAUAAUUGAACCACACGCAACAGCCAAUGUGGAUGAUUUGAAUGCAAUUGUGUUGAAGAUCAAUUCCCUCGAGAAAGAGAAUGUUAUUUCUCCUUGGGAUGAUGAGGACAUUCCAGAAGAAAUUGUCCACACCAAACCCAAUCCAGGGUCAAUAAUCCAGCAGGUUGAGUAUCCUACUAUAGCUGCAACAGAGUUGAUUCUUUCCAACGGAAUGCGAGUUUGCUAUAAAUGCACCGACUUUCUAGACGAUCAGGUUAUAUUCACAGGGUUUUCUUAUGGGGGCUUAUCUGAGCUUCCGGAGAGUGAAUAUUUCUCCUGUUCAAUGGGCCCGACAAUUGCUGGAGAAAUUGGUGUAUUUGGUUAUAGACCUUCAAUGCUCAUGGACAUGCUCGCUGGUAAAAGGGCUGAAGUAGGUACGAAGCUUGGAGCGUACAUGAGAACCUUUUCUGGUGAUUGUUCACCUUCAGACUUAGAAACUGCCUUACAGCUUGUCUACCAACUUUUUACGACCAACCUGGAACCAGGGGAAGAAGAUGUUAGCAUUGUGAUGCAAAUGGCAGAAGAAGCAGUGCGUGCUCAAGAUAGAGACCCCUAUACUGCAUUUACUAAUCGUGUGAGAGAACUCAAUUACGGGAACUCUUACUUUUUCAGACCAAUACGAAUCAGUGACCUUCAAAAAGUUGAUCCACUUAAAGCUUGUGAAUACUUUAGCAGUUGUUUCAAGGAUCCAUCUACCUUCACAGUGGUGAUUGUUGGGAAUAUCGACCCUGCUAUUGCAUGCCCCUUGAUUCUGCAAUAUUUGGGAGGUAUACCAAGGCCUUCUGAACCCGUCUUAAGUUUUAACCGGGAUGACCUCAAGGGAUUGCCUUUUACUUUCCCUUCAACCAUAAUUAGAGAAGUUGUCCACAGCCCCAUGGUGGAAGCACAAUGUUUGGUCCAGCUAUGCUUUCCUGUUGAGCUGAAGAAUGAAAACAUGAUGGAGGAUGUUCACUUCAUUGGUUUUAUAAGCAAGCUUCUAGAAACAAAGAUAUUACAAGUCCUCCGUUUCAAGCAUGGACAGAUUUACUCUGUUGGAGUUUCUGUUUUCCUUGGUGGCAAUAAACCUUCAAAAGUUGGCAAUGUCCGUGGUGAUAUAAGCAUAAAUUUUUCAUGUGAUCCGGAAAUAUCUUCAACAUUGGUGAAUCUUGCUUUAGAUGAGGUAUCCCGACUUCAAGAGGAAGGUCCUUCAAAUGAUGAUGUCUCAACAAUUCUUGAGAUUGAGCAAAGAGCUCAUGAAAAUGGAUUGCAGGAAAAUCUUUAUUGGCUAGAUAGGAUUUUAAGAAGCUAUCAAUCACGGCUCUAUUCUGGUGAUGUUGGUACUUCGUUUCAGGUUCAAGAUGAGGAACGUUCCAAAGUGAGAGAGAAGUUGACGCCAUUAACAGCACAGUUAGCACUCCAGAGAAUUCUUCCUUUUCCUUGCAUGAAGCAGUACACUGUUGUGAUCCUUAUGCCUCAGGCAUCUCGGUUGAAACGGUUAAAAGCAUUAAUCCAGUCUGGGAGAAACCGUUAUGUUGGUGAUGCCAAGUUUUAUGCCUUAGUUUGUGGAGAUAUUCAAGAAGUGCGGUUAGAUCCUAGCAAACCUUCAUCUUCUUUCCACCUCAAGUCGUUGCGGCGCCACUGCCUCUAUCAAGGAACUGAAGGAGUAUCAAGGGUGGACAGGUUGGAGAACAAUAAGUACUGCUCGUUAGUCCGGUUCCUGAGCCCUAAUCCUACCACAUUGAAUCCUGCAUUUCGCCUGUGUGUUGUCGGCUGCAGCAGCUCUUGUUCCUCUUCUUCCUCCGCUUACCGUCUGAAAGUCUCGAGCCAAGAUUCAGUGAAACCGACAGAGAAAAUGGUAGAGAAAACCAAGAUAAGGAAAGAGGAUGUGGUCACCCGGGAGUACACCAUCAACCUCCACAAACGCUUGCACGGCUGCACUUUCAAGAAGAAAGCUCCUAAAGCCAUUAAAGAGAUCAGAAAAUUUGCUCAGAAAGCCAUGGGAACCAAUGAUGUCAGAGUGGAUGUGAAGCUCAACAAACACAUCUGGAGCAGGGGGAUCCGAAGUGUCCCAAGACGUAUCAGAGUUCGUAUUGCUCGCAAGAGGAACGAAGAUGAGGAUGCAAAGGAAGAGCUCUACUCCCUUGUCACUGUUGCAGAAAUCCCAGCUGAUGGCCUCGGGGGUCUAGGCACCACCAUCAUUGACGAUGACGAGUAG